UUUUUGUAAAAAAUUUAUUGGAAUAAAUAAGAGGGGGAAAAUUUACAAAAAUAAAGAAAGAUUAAUUUAAUUUGUGUUAAAAAAAAAUGUCUUAUACUUUAGAAGAUGAUCGUAACAAAAUUCCCCGUAUUAUGACAUUUCGUCCCAGUUAUGAAGAAUUCAAAGAUUUUUCGAGCUACAUUGAACACAUAGAAUCGAGAGGAGCACAUUUGGCAGGUUUAGUGAAAAUAAUACCACCCCCCGAAUGGCAGCCAAGGAAAUCGGGUUACGAUAUAGAUGAAAUAAAUAUGACAAUACCAGCACCAAUAUGUCAGGUCGUGUCAGGAAAACAAGGUGAAUACCAACAAAUUAAUGUCAUGAAACGUUCAAUGACUCUGCGCCAGUUCAAAGAGCUGGCCGAAUCAGAGCGCUAUCAAACGCCCAAACACUUUGACUACGAUGAUUUAGAACGGAAAUAUUGGAAAAAUGUGACCUACAUAGCGCCGUUGUAUGCAGCCGAUGUAAAAGGCUCCUUGAGUGACAGUGAUCUAGAUGUGUGGAAUAUUGAUAGACUGGAUACCAUUUUAAAUUAUGUAAAUAAAGAUUAUGGCAUAGAGAUAGAUGGCGUUAAUACGGCUUACCUUUACUUUGGCAUGUGGAAAAGUUCUUUUGCCUGGCAUACCGAAGAUAUGGAUCUCUACUCGAUUAAUUAUUUGCACUUUGGCGCUCCAAAAACCUGGUAUGCCAUACCACCCGCCUAUGGUCGUAGACUUGAAAAGCUAGCAAAUCGUAUUUUCUAUGAAAAUGAACAGAAUUGUAAUGCACAUUUGCGUCAUAAGAUGACCCUAAUAAGUCCACAUGUUUUGCGUCAAAAUAAAAUACCAUUUAAUCGUAUUACCCAAGAGGCGGGCGAAAUAAUGAUCACCUUUCCCUAUGGCUAUCAUGCUGGUUUUAAUCAUGGCUUUAAUGGCGCCGAGUCAACCAAUUUUGCUUCGAAACGUUGGAUUGAAUAUGGCAAGAGAGCUUCGAUUUGUCAUUGUCACAAGGAUAUGGUGAAAAUUUCAAUGGAAACUUUUGUGAAACGUUUUCAGCCGGAACGCUAUGAACACUGGCUGAAUGGUGUGGAUUAUGGUUGCCAUCCGGAAGAGCCUGAUAAAAUAUGUGCAGCUCCAGCGCCAACCAUUAAUAAAUAUACGUAUUUAAAAAGAAAAAUGUCCAAUGACUCGGAUUCAUCUCAGCAACAACCAGAAACAAGAGGCAAAUCUUCAGCUACAUGUCAUCAAAAACGUGGAUGUUCCUCUCUUGUAGUAAGAGAUGAAACAAUCAACAAUACGGAUCAGACUUCAAACUUACCCGCCAGCAGUACAUCCAGUACAACAAAUCAUUUAACAUUGAAAAAAAUACCAAAAAUAAAACUACACAAGAUUGAUAAUCAGAAUUCACAACAAAAACAUUUUGAUUUCAAUACAACUGCAGUGGUUAAGCUGAAACGUUUGUGGCAAGAUUUGCCCUGUCCGAAACAAGGCAAAAAUCUUCUUACCAAUGGUAUUAUAAAAAAUACUAAACGUAUGCGUUUUCAAACGAAAACCAUAAUCUUGGAUGAUGAAGACUGAAAGAAACUUUUUACAACAAAUAGAAAGAAAUCCUGUACAUCUUAUAAAUACCACAUAUUGUGUUUUUGUUAAUAUUUUUUGUUCUGUGAGAGGUAUUCCUAUUUUAUUUCAAACCCUGAGUCUUCUUUUCUAAGCCUAGGGAACAUAUGUAUACUAAUACCUCUAUUUUAUUUAACAUAUAAUUUUUUUUACUUAAACUUUGUUUUAUAAUUUUAAUGCUUUUCUUUUUUAUUGUUUUAACAUUUUGAAUACUUUCCUAUUAUGCCUAUCUAGAUCUCAUACAUAAACCACAAUCAUAAACCAAAUUUUUAGUUUAAUUUUAUUAAUAUAUAAACUUUAUUUUUAAAUAAAAAACUUUUUGAAAUUUGAAAA
This is a messenger RNA of Calliphora vicina (urban bluebottle blowfly), 1964 nucleotides long. It is a transcript of the gene Kdm4A, whose product is annotated as Lysine demethylase 4A. Gene Ontology annotation, biological process: regulation of gene expression; chromatin remodeling. The record is from RefSeq and is a predicted model, not a curated record. Gene Ontology annotation, molecular function: histone H3K9 demethylase activity. The transcript has 3 exons. Bases 87 to 1592 code for a protein of 501 amino acids. Gene Ontology annotation, cellular component: chromatin; nucleus. Lineage: Eukaryota; Metazoa; Arthropoda; Insecta; Diptera; Calliphoridae.